GGGUGAUCGGCAUAAAAGAAGUCAUUUGUUCACUCAUUCAAGCAGAAGAUGAGGAGCACUUUCAGUUGCCUUAUUCUGGGUAUUGGAUUGGCAAUACUCUAUGCAGAUGGACAAGAGCUUCAAGAUCUGAUACCGAAGUAUAAACCAUACGAAUGGAGACAUCAAGAUUAUGAAGAUUCAAGAUGGCAUUAUAGACAACCCUACAGGCCACAAGAAAAGUUUCAAGAUCUGAUACCGAAGUAUAAACCAUACGAAUGGAGACAUCAAGAUCAUGAAGAUCAGACGUCACCUAAGGAAGAAAUUGGUGGGACAUUUCAAGAUCAUGAAGAUCAGACGUCACCUAAGGAAGAAAUUGGUGGGACAUUUCAAGACCUUCACAUGCCAAUCAAUGAUAGUGAUAAUGGUAAUAGCAGUAAUGAGAGAAGAGACAAUGGAUCACAGGCUUCUUCUAAUGUUUCAUCUGAUUAUCCCUUUGAGAAAGGAUACAGGAUGGUUCAUUUGCCAACAUCAAAUGUCACUAUUUGUGAGAAAAUGGCCUUUCACUGCCAGCAAGAUUUAGGGAAGGAAAAUGUCAGUUUAAUUUGUGAAAAUGAAAGGAAACCAGAAAACGGUGUCAAUUGCUCGAUGAUGGGGCCUGUCUUGAAGCUGUUGACAUCUCUCUGUGCGAAUUAUACACCUACUGAAACCUACCUGAAAGACUCAGUGGAUUUCUUCAAAAAUGUUUUUCACAACCAUUCCCUCUGGGAUAUCAACACAAAGAAGACUUUUGUCACAUUUUUGCCCUUGGUUAUUGAGGGAAUAAGCUCAGUUGCACUAUCAACAGCUCUUGCAUCUCCAGAAAGGCAACCCCGGACUGUGGUUCAAAACUCCAUAGUGAUCCAAACAAAUCUCAUCAGUCCAGAAUCCUUUGCAAACAAUGAAACCUUCAUGUUAGAAGCUCAAGGAGACCAAAUGGUCAUUCACCCCAGAGGAUUGAUUGCCACGAGAAAAAUAACAGGUAUUUCUCUUUCAUAUCUUGCUUGGUUUUUUGAAAGAAAUGAAAUUUUACUGGAGAAUGAAAUGCUGAUGAAUGUUCAUGUGAAUUCUAGGCUGGUAAGCGCUUCCGCCAGUAGCAAGCCAAGGAACAUUUCUAUCCCAGUCAACCUCACUUUUCAGCACCUCAAGAAUAAAGUUGCCCAGGAAAGAGUUCUCUGUGUCCACUGGAACUCUGGUGCCUUGUCCCGUCAUGGUUGCCAACAGCUCUUUUCUAACACCACUCAUUCAGAAUGCAGCUGUCAGUAUCUGUCCAACUUUGCUCUGCUGAUGGCCACAACUCAUAAACAAGGAGAUCUAAUCCUGUCCAUCAUUAGCUACCUUGGGUUGUCCAUCUCAGUCAUCUGUCUCUUCCUGUGUAUUGCCACAUUUCUCUUUUGCCGCUCCAGUCACAACAGCAGCACCUUCAUCCACCUACAACUGAGCCUCUGCCUGUUUUUUGCUGACCUCCUCUUCAUAGCUGGAAUAGAUAAAACAGACAACAAGAUCCUGUGUUCGGUCAUAGCUGGAAUGCUGAAGUAUCUCUUCUUGGCCUGCUUUGUCUGGAUGUUCUUGGAAGCUGUCAAUCUCUACCUCAUUGUCAGAAACCUGAAAGUUGCAAAUUACAGUGGGGCCAGCAAGUAUAUGAAGAUAUCUAUGUACCUUUGUGGUUAUGGGCUUCCUGUCCUGAUUGUAGCCAUUUCUGCAGGAAUUAAUCCUGGAGCCUUUGGGACACAAUAUUAUUGCUGGCUUAACCCAGAUUUUAUCUGGAGCUUCAUGGGACCUGUCUGUGCGCUAAUUGUGGUCAACCUAGUGUUAUUCUGUCUUAUUCUGAAGAAUUUGCAUGAAAAACUGGCCUCUCUCAAUUCAGAGAUAUCUUCAGUCAGAAAUACCAGGUCACUGAUAUUCAAGGCCAUAGCCCAUGUGUUCAUCCUGGGUGUGACUUGGUGUUUUGGCCUCUUUCAAUAUGGCCUUUUGGAUGAGUUUAUGGCAUACCUGUUCACCAUCACCAGUAGUGUGCAAGGAGUCUUCAUCUUCCUGGUGCACUGCUUACUCAACCAAAAGGUGAGAGAAGCUUACUGGCGUUGGAUUUGCUGUAUCAAAGACAUCAAACCUCCUGUUUCUGAAAUGACCGUGACCUACAUCAGUAAUCCUUUGGCAAAUGUACCAAGUGCUGAUGCAGUGGAUAACCAGAAGGUGGGACAGGGAGAAGAACCCUAGCACAGUGUCUCUCCUUUGGACUCUUUGUUGAGUUUGAACAAAACUGAAGAAAAUUAGAAUAUAUUCAGCCAUUUUUUAACUCUUUCUUUUCUUGUUGAUAUCUGGAGCCUCAUUGGCUCCAGAAUAUAGUAGGGUACUUUUUUUUCAACCCAUUCCCUUUUCUAACCCACUUAACCAGGAAUGUGGUAGUUAAAGAAAAUAUACAGGGGGCAGCUCCCCUGCUUGCCACUAGGUAGAAUAUGUCUACUUGAACCUAUCCAGUGGGGAGCCAACCGUCUUUCCAAGCAAUUGGGUCAACUACUCUUAAUGAGAAGAACCUCAUAACAUUCCACUGGAAUUUACCUUUCUGUAACUUAGAUUCAUGAUUCCUUUCUUCACGUUCUGGGAAAAGAGAGAACAGGUCUUCACCUCCUUCUUUGUAGAAUCCUUGCAGGGAUUUAAGAGUCCUAAAGUAACCCUCCAUUUUCUCUUCUCACUGCUAAAAAGUCCCAGUUCCUUCCACCUCUCUUCUUAAGAUUUUGAUUCCUGACUCAUAAUAAUCCUCAUUGCCCUUCUGUGACCCUGCUCCAUUUAUUUUGAAUCAUUCCUGAAUGUGGUGUCCCAAACUGGACACAGCGUUUCAGGUGGGAUCUGACCAAAGCAGAAUAAAGUGGAAUGAUUACUUCCUGUGAUUUGAGAAUCAUGAUGCAAUUUAAAAUUGUAUUUGUCUCAUGCAGCAGCCAUUUCACACUGCAAAAUCACAUUGAGUUUCUAACUCCUGUUGCAAGAUCCUUUUCACAAGUAUCAUAACCAAGCCAGUAUCCCCCUUUCUAUUUUGCCCACCUGAUCAUUCAAAUGCAUCUUGAUUAUUCUCUUUUUAAGGAUGAGAAUACAUUUGAUCAAUAUAAGGAAUUUUAUACAAUUAAGAAUUGUAAUUCUUGAUUGAAAUCCUGUGGAUAUAUUUUUCAAAAGGGAAGUUCACAAGAAUCAUGUUAGCUUCAUACCAAUUAAGUGAAUAAUUCCUGAACAAAUGUCACUGGAACUAUUUGUGGCACAGGAUUCCUUUCCAAUAUAGUUUGUAUGUUUUCAUAAAGUGACCUUAAAUAAAACCUAUAGGUAUCAUUACAGUUUGCUAAAAUUGUGCUAUAAGAAUUAUUCUUUUUCUAGAUGGUGGGGUUGGAAGAAAGUUGGUACAUACUACAUUAUAUAUUAGUUCUUUUUGUAGAAAGUUUUUGAAGAAAUUGUGACUAUCACCCAAUAAUUUUUCAUAAUGAAUUUUGCUGUUGGUUUAUUUCCAUAUUUGCUAAAUUCAUGCAUCGCUGUAAACGGAUUCAACUGUUUUUGUUAGCUGCCAGGUUUGUUAACUGCAGCAUCAGAUUUUAGUGAAUUAGUAGGAUUUAAAAGCAUGGGAAAUUACUCUGGCUGAAAAAUUAACAACAAACAACUUUAAACAACUCUAUAUUAAAGGAUGAAUUCAAAUAUCUUUUCCAUUAUCAUCUAUAUUACAAUAUUUUCCCCAGUAGAUUAACUUCCUGUGUAUGAAUUCUGGAUAGAAAUAUUGAAUAAAAUGUUUUUAUUUCAUAGAUAGAUGUUAGAUCGAUUGAUUGAUCGAUUGAUAGAUAAUGUUCUAUUCAAAGGAGCACUUCAUUUGUGAAAAACUUUAUGCUAAGUGUCAUUCUUCAAACCAUCAAGAUGACUUCAUCUUCCUGAAGAUUUGACUCCUUCCCAAAUUACUCAGAGAACAUACUUCUACCAUGAUUAAGCUGGUUCUUCAAGAAGAACAUUUUGUUUAGGACACUGUUAAAAGGGCUUUCUACUCCCCAUACUUAUUCUUUUAAAAAUUUGGUUCUAGGUUUUUAUCCUUGAUAUUCUUUUUUUUAACUAAUCAUAUUGAAUAUUUAUUUUGCUCUAUAAUAAGAAUGUUUAAAAAUGCAUUAGUUAGUUGAACUUAAUAAUUUCACUGGCUGACAUUAAUAUAUUUAUUAUUGACUUUAUUCUUCUCCAUUUCAGGGCUAUUAUAAAUGUACAAUAAGAAAAAGAGAUUUACUUUUACAUUUCUGUAUGUGCUUUGUAUAACACUGUAAUCAGCAAAGACUUUUAGUGGUUAACUAAAAAAAAAACAAAAGCUUCAGGGCUAUAGUCCAAGUUCAUCCACACCAUAAUGCAGUGUUUCUGAACCUCAUCAACUUUAAGCUGUGUGGACUUCAACUCUCAGAAUUCCCCAGACAGCAUGGGGAAGUCCACACAGCUUAAAGUUGAUGAGGUUCAGAAACACUACCAUAAUGCAUCACUCACAUGAAUUUGGGUUUUGGGAUUCCUUUUACAUACAAGUCACAGGGUUCACUUUACCUUUAGGUAGAGUUAAAGAAAUUUUCCUCAUAAGUUUUGCUGACAGAAUUUUCUCAGAAAACUGUAGCCAGUUCAAGUGCAUCAACCCUUGUUGCCUGCUUUUGUCAUAAUCAAAGCCACCUUAUUGAUCUGUGUUACUCAAAAAACAUACCUAGGAUACAGUAUGAUGUGGCUGAUGAUGGUAAUUUUAUUCCUUCCGGAAUGCCUUGUAUUAUUUUGUAUCUCAUUCCAACUCUCAUGCCUAGUGUUGAUUGUCCUAUUCUGUAAGGGUUUACCUCACAGCCCCUUACCUUCUAAAAUCCUCUGAUGCUUAGCCAAGCUGGGGUGCAACCUGAACCAGAGACCCCAAGGUCCCACAGAUCCCACUCCAGGGACCUACAAGGACCAGAUGUCCAAGAAGUUCUUCAUUAGAAGAUGCAAUCACCAGGCAUCAGCAGGCCAUUAGAGCAGCUGAAAAUCACAACUCCUUUUCACGUGUCAUCAUUCUGUAACUAGCAUCUAUUUUGAAUGGAAAGGACUUUCAUUUGUAUUUCUACUGUAUAUGAGUAGCUUUUCCUUCCUUUUAAGCAAUAAACCUACU
This is a messenger RNA of Python bivittatus (Burmese python), 5140 nucleotides long. The record is from RefSeq and is a predicted model, not a curated record. Lineage: Eukaryota; Metazoa; Chordata; Lepidosauria; Squamata; Pythonidae.